Molecule: messenger RNA, 9080 nt
Organism: Ctenopharyngodon idella (grass carp)
Lineage: Eukaryota; Metazoa; Chordata; Actinopteri; Cypriniformes; Xenocyprididae
Gene: helz2a
Product: helicase with zinc finger 2a
Exons: 22
Coding region: 303-8300 (2665 amino acids)
Molecular function (GO): ATP hydrolysis activity; RNA binding; 5'-3' DNA helicase activity
Source: RefSeq, a predicted model, not a curated record
AGUUAUUCUUUAAUUCUAGGAAGGGAGGGGCUUAGCCAGCGUCACUCAGCAACAUCUCUAUAAAUUGCUUAAAAGCCUCUAGCAAGAUGCACAUGACCGAGGCUGAAACAACCAGUGUUACAGGAAGAUCGUGGUGUAUUGGAAAACAUUCGAGAUGAGUCAGAAGAGUGAAUGAUGACCGAGUCUCAUUCUGCUGAACAUCCUCUUUUGUUUUACAUGGAAGAAAGUCAUACUCAGCAUGAGUGAAUUAUUACAGAAUUGAACUGUUCCUUUAAAAGAAGGAAUCUCACGUCUUCUAAAUCAUGGCUCUUGUAGGAAACCAUCACAAACUUCAGACAUUACAAGAGAUGUUCGAUCUGUGUCUGAGAUGUAAAAAGUGCUGUAGAGAACUCCGUAAGAUUUCAUACUCCCUUAACCAGACCAUCCAUAACUGCUCAGAAAACAUCUUACUGAUCAGGUGGAAAGGUCAAAGUUCAGUAUGGAGGCCAGUUGCUCCCCUGCCAGAAUUUCCCAAACCUUUAAUGUAUGUUGCUUGCCGGUUCUACACUGAAGAACGUGGAUGCACGAAGCAUGAAAGUAGAUGUUCCUUCGCCAGGUGCCCAGAGGAAGCAUCGGUGUGGAACAUCAUGAAGGAUGAAAAUCUGACAAUUCCUCAGAUUGUGAAAGAGAUCAAACGAAACCAAAGGACACUGCAGUCAAAGCCUCAAGAGAAAGGAAGAUCGUUAGACUGCACAUUAUGUCAGGCGCGCUUCCCGACAGAUGAGGAAUUCAUGAACCACUGUUUCACGGUGAAGCACAGGAGACUGAUCUUUGAAGAUACCUCUAUGCAGUGGAAGUACCGUGAUCCGCCACUAACAUACAAGGACCUGAAACUGUGUGAAAGAUCCCUGUUAUGUGAGUAUGGAGAUAACUGCACAAAGGCACACAGUCAAGAGGAACUUCGUGAAUGGCAAAAAAGAAUCAAGGCUUUACGGAAGAAAGCCAGGGAUGCAGCCGAGCUGGAUUUACUGUCCUAUCAGGACAGGCUUUUUGAGGAAUACAGGCACAGCGAGAACAAGGAAAUGAUUGUCAGCGACACUUUUCCUGAUGUUUCCAUCACCUGUGACCCAGAUUUAGACAGCGUCUAUGUAAGGAAAAAGGGAUUACAGUAUACAUGGAAUUUCACCAUUAUUUCCAAGGAACCUCUAGAUGUGAUUGCUUUACUCAGACGGGAACAGGGGGCGACAUUCAGCCUCAGCAAAAACCCCCAUGAGGAACUGUCAUAUUCCACUAGUGUUUGGUUUAAAAAGAAUAGUGGCCAAACAGAGUAUGAAAUUCCAGUGUCCUUCAAAUCUGACCGACCAGGCCUGUAUGAGCAGUGGGUAGUUUUUGACUUCAAUACGAGACCCGUACUGCAACAAAAACUCAAGGUCAGAGUUGGAGAUGACGAGUGUAAGGGAACAUCAGUCACAUGUCCAGCAGCUGAGGUUCCUCGAGAAAAACCAGAGACUGCCAAGAAUCUUGAGCCCUGGAGUGAGGAAAGCCUGGAAAUCAUUCCUUUUGUUGAAAGAGAUAAGGCACAGAGAGAGCUGCUAAACACAUACCCGCUCAUCAUGAAACACCAGUCAAACAUUUUGAUUGACUGUGAGAAUUACAAACAGAGCAUGCACAAUUUUUUAUACCAGGAGGAAAAGGUAGUAGGUGAACUGCUUGCCAGGCUGAAUCUACGAGGGAUUGUGCAGUUGAAAAAUAAACUGUCUGAUGAACGGUUUGGAAUGAAAUUGGCUUAUUCAGGGGAACUUUUUGCUGCUGUGCCUUUGUCUCACCCACUCACUCCUGAUUCCCCUCAAGGUUUCAUAGUGAAAAGACACGCUAUCAGAUCUCUUGUUCGUGUCGUGAAAAACGAUAACGAUCGUAGACCUAUUUACGAGGCUGAAAUUCUGAAAGACACUGCCACUGAGACACAAGUACAUCUACAGCUUUCCAAACACUGCUGCACUGAUCUUAAUCUGAAGAAUGAAGAGCAAUGUGAGAUGGAAGUCCAGUUCCAAAUAAAUCGUCUAUGGUUCUGUGAGAUGCACAAGGCCAUUGAUGAUCUCUCCGACUUGGACAAAGUUUUGCCUGAUCUGAAAAGCAGCAACUUAUGUAUUUCUUCCCAGUCAGAUACCAAUGAGUUAAAUGAGAAGCAGCAAGCAGCAAUGAACUUUGUCCUGGGUGUAACAGACAACAGAAGCAGUAUCCCACCUUUGUUGAUUUAUGGACCUUUUGGAACAGGGAAAACUCGAACCCUUGCAAAGAUGGCCCAGGCUCUUCUGCAGCAACCACAGAACAAAGUCCUGAUUUGCACACACACAAACAGUUCAGCUGAUCUUUAUAUAAGAGGUCAUUUCCAUGAAUAUGUAACAACUGAAGCCAAUCGUGAAGCCAAACCUUUGAGAAUCAAGGCAAUGGAAAGCAAUCUCAGAUCCACUGAUCCUAUCACUCUGCAGUACUGCCAUUUAUCCAAAGGCAGCAAUCAAUUUGAGUUUCCUGAUAAAGCUGUUCUGGAUUCCACAAGAAUCAUCAUAACAACAACUGCGCUGGCUCGUUUCUUCCAUGACAUGAACCUCCCUGAAAACUACUUCAGCCACAUUCUGAUUGAUGAAGCUUCUCAGAUGUUGGAGUGUGAGGCUCUUAUGGCAUUGGGCUUGGCUGGCAAAAAUACACGUGUUGUUUUAGCAGGAGAUCACAUGCAGAUGGGACCCAAGCUCUUCUCUGUGAGACAAGACAAAAGCUCAGAACAUACCCUGCUCAAUCGCCUCUUCUAUUACUACCAAGCUGAAAACACUAAUGCUGCCAAACAGAGUCGAAUCAUUUUCAGUGAAAACUACCGUUCCACAAAAGACAUUGUGGAUUUUGUGUCAACACAUUUUUACGUGGGAAAGAGUGAUGUGAUCAAGGCUAAAGGAGAUGUGCCUUCUCAUCCACACCAGCAUGCCUUGCAGUUCCAUCAUGUAAGAGGAGAAUGCUGUUUGGACUCAACAAGCAUGUCCUGGUUCAAUCCAGAACAAAUUCUAAGUGUUGUUGGCAUUGUGCAAGGAAUAAUGGAGGAAUGGCCUGAGGAGUGGGGUGAUCAAGAUCCAGAAUCAGUCUGUGUCCUUUCUCAAGGCAGACAGGUGUUGGAAAUACGGCAAAGACUGCGUCAGCUUAAACUGCCCCGUUUCACUGUGGAGAAUGCUGAAAAUGUGCAAGGAAAACAAUUCAGAGUAAUCGUGAUUUCCACUGUGCACACGAAGGACAGCCUAUUGGAGACAGACCGGACCUGUCUUGAGUUUUUCAAUGAUAUGCGAGUGCUGAAUACUGUUAUGACAAGAGCCCAAUCCCAAAUAAUUGUGGUUGGAGAUGCAGCUGCUCUUUCUUGCCAUCACUUUGGCAUGUGCUGGAGACUAUGGAGAUCUUACAUAGAAUAUUGCAUCAACAAGGGAAGUGCCCAUGACUUUACCUUGGAUUCUUUGAAACAAGAUCUCCUUGAGAUAUCUGAGCUCUACAGAAGUGAAGAUGAAGAAAGCAGUGAUAGUGAAUCAACUACAUCUGAAAUACCAGACAUAGAAGACCCAAUACUUAAAGAGCUUCUUGAUGAGAGCAAAGACAUCAAUGUUGCAUUGACAGAGGAAGGUUUGUUUCCAGUUUUUCAAAAUGAGCAAGUUGUCAGCAGUAUGAAAAACCAAAUUACAGAAACAGACGAAGAGCAAUUGUUUACUAGCUCUACCAUCCACAAAUGCUGUGAGCUGGUCAAAGAGGCUUUUGACCGUGGUUAUGCAAUACCACUUGAUAAGCCCACUCUAAGAAUCGAUAUCAAGGGUAGAAAUAAUAUCGGACAGGCAUUCCCUGGAGACAAAGUAGAAGUGGAGAUCCUGAGUGAGAAAUCAGAUCAUCCUACGGGAAGAGUAAUCAACAUUCUUGAAAGUGCAGAUACUGUCAAGGAAUUUGUCUGCACCAUUGAAAGAUAUGACAAUCAAGUGAUGACACCCAUCAACAAAUGUAUCACCAAAAUCUACACACCAUUUUCAAAGGACAAACCAGACCACAUUGCUGUAAGAAAUCCUGACAGCCACAAAAUAAAGAGUUUCAUCAAAAUAAAUGAGGAAGCACGUAGAAAAUACCUCUUUGUUGUCAAAGUCCUUAAGUGGACAAAGCCUGGCAGUUUUCCCUUGGGGAUUGUUGUGAGUGUGUUUCCAAAAAUAACAACUUUAGAUGAUGGAUUGAAUGUGCUCAGCAUAGAGUUCCAGUUGAGGAGGACUCUUUCUUCGUCUUUGGAAAAACAGAUGCAAGACUUUCAAGGUCUCAGUUUAUCUGAAGUUGGACGAAAAGAUUUUCGCAUGCUGCCAACAUUCACCGUUGAUCCUGCCGAUUCACAAGACCUUGAUGAUGCAAUCAGUGUACGGGAUUUAGGCGAGUUCUACGAAAUAGGAGUUCACAUUUCUGAUGUUGCAAGCUUUGUGGCUAAAGGCAGUGAACUGGACAAAUAUGCAAGACAGCUGUGCACUGCAUUCUAUCCACGUGGGAAGGAGCCAAUUAAUAUGUUCCCUAAAGAAUUGAGUGCCAAUUUCUUCAGUUUAAUCCCUAACCAUGACAGACGAGCCAUCUCCUUGAUAAUACAAGUAGAUGCAAAAACAAACUGCAUAAAGAGAAGAUUUUUCUUCAAGUCUAUCAUUCACUCCAAGAGAAGGUUUUCCUAUGAUGAGGCUGAGGACAUCCUUGAAAACACCCGUCAGCAUUCUGACCCACUUGAAAUCUGCCUUGUGAAAGCAUGGAAGUUUGCUGAAGUUCACAGGAGAUACAGGAAACAGGAAGACUGGUGCUACAAACAGCCAGAUGAGGACGUAACCCUUGGAAGAAGACAAUCUCACCAAAUGGUGGAAGAGCUGAUGAUCAUGUUUAACCACACAGUUGCUGAACGCCUUCUGUUUGAUGGAACAACAAGGAGUCUAACUCCACUGAGAUGUCAGGACGGGCCAAAAAGUGAAAAGCUUACUGACCUUUUUGUCAAAAAUGCCACCUUGAUUCCACUAUCUGUUCACUUCUCAAGUCGAGCUCAUGAAGUGAAUAACAAAGGUUUGAUCAACCACACAGUCAUGCCAAACUCUCAGGCUCACAUUUCUGAUUCUGAAGCCUUCCCUAUACUAAAAUCGAUUUUGAGAUGCCUGAAGACAGCAGCAGAGCAGAAAAAUAUCUACAAAGUAAUUGACUUUGUUGCAACUGAUGACAUUCACCCCCAACUUCUCCCUUUUGCUAUUGCAUUUAGGAGACUGUUUCAAAAAGCAUGUUUUCUGCGCUCAAACUCAACACAUGUCUCAAGAAUUGGGCACUAUGAUUUGGAUCUUGACAGCUAUACAUGGGCCUCAUCUCCAGUCCGCCGGUACAUAGAUGUCAUUGUACAGCGCCUUCUUCAUUCUCUGAUGGACAAGACAGACGUUAGGUACACAGCUCAUGACAUUAGCCUGUCUUGUAUGGAAUUUUCCAGGAAAAAUGACCAACAGUCAGCAUAUGAGAGGAAAGCGAAUGCUCUACAUUUUGCAUUAAAACUGUCGACCCAAAGUGCAAGGAAGGUGGCAUACAUUGUGGAACUCAAUCCGUCAGGGACAAACUUCAGAGUAUCCUUCCCACUUAACAGAAGCUCUAUAUCAGAAAACUUAGACAUUAUGUACAGGGAUCUUCAGCUGGCAGAUCAACCAAAGUUUGAUGAAACAAACAACUGCAUGAUCUUAAAAUGGGUGCAAAGGAUAUAUUCAUUCUCCAAUCCUCACAUCCUUGCUGAAGUGAAACAACAAAAUCCAAACUCAGUCAUGGCCUAUGUCCCUACAAAGACCUGGAAAUGCCUAGCAGCUGCUGUUAGAGAAGAAAAUUGGGACAUAAUGAUUCCCCUGAUUGAGGAGCUUGAUGUUACCUCAAGAAUCCAUACAAGACAAUUCCAGGAAAGACUGAGAAACUCUACAGUUUCAGAAAAAUCUGAUCCCAUGCACGCUGAGCAUUAUGCCGAACUGUCGCUGAGAAUAAAGCAAGGUGAAGCAGUCGAGGUGCAGCUAGGUCCAGCAACAGCUCGAGGAUUACUGACACCUGCGGUUCAGUUGUUUGUUGUGCAUCCAAAAUUUGAGAUUUGCUUGGAGCAUGUGAAGGAUCCAAUCAAGUGUUUUUCAAAAUAUGCGUUCCACUCAUCAAGGAAUUCAUACAAGACAUACAUGGAUUAUCAGGAAAUAUGGAAACCUUUGUGUGAAAUGGAGUCAGCCUCCAGUGCUGUGGCUGAAAAUGAGAGCAUUCUUAUUGAAGAUGUAGCCUUGAAAUGGGAGAUCUCUCCUCAAAAAAUGCUUAAAGGUUUUUUUCUCCUCCCACUUGACAAGAAAUCUCAGUGGUCUAUUGAAUGUGACCUCAAGAACAGUUUCCUCUGCAUUCGAACUCGGAUUCACAAAAGACAGAGUAGUCCCCUUCUGGAAAACACAGAUCUCAUGGAUAUUCCUUCUAUCAGUUGGGUGGUCCAUGGCAUAAUAACAGAAGUUAAAGAAAUGGACUCCAGAGAACCAAGGAAUUUACAAAUUGAUUUUCUGAUAAACCACAAGCCUAUGACAACUAUUCCAGAAGCAAUAUUCUCUGAGAAGACAAGAUUCACUCUGGAGCUGAUUACAAAGCUUCUGCCAGACGUACGAAAAGAGAAUGCGAUUAGCAGUCUAACCAAAGCUAACCAACUUGUAAAAACUAUUGCCAUGGGCAGGAGAAUCAACUUUGGAGAAGGAUGUACAAUUCCAGAGCAGAACACAGCCAGAUUUGAGAUUGACAGUUAUCUCCCUUCUGGGCUUUCCCAUCUAAACAACAGUCAAACUAAAGCUAUAAGAGAAGCACUGACCAACCCGUUCACUCUUAUCCAAGGACCACCAGGGACUGGCAAAACUGUCGUUGGUGUCUAUAUUGUGUACUGGUUGAUCAAGAAAAUCCAACAGCUUCCUACCUCCAGUUCACAGAAGAAGAGAGCUAUUCUGUACUGUGGACCUUCAAAUAAAUCUGUUGAUGUUGUAGCAGGUCAUCUCCUAAAACUUAGAAGAGACGUUAAACCUCUCAGAGUCUACAGUGAUCAGAUGGAGAUGUUGGAGUUUCCUUACCCAGGCUGCAACCUGAAGCUGUCACGCAAUUCUAAAAGAGGGGAAAAACCAAACGCGGAACUCAGUUCCAUUGCAUUACACCACCUGAUUCGAAAGCCUGGAAACAGAUAUUCUGAUCAAAUACUUGCAUUUGAUUUGAAAAUCAGAAGAGGAGAUCAACUCACCGGAGAAGAAAAAAAACUCUACAAAGAAACCCUCCAAAAGGCUCGCAAACACGAAUUAUUGCAGCACGAUGUCAUCUUGUGCACCUGCACUGCAGCCUCACACCAUGCCUUAGCUGAAGCCCUCGACUUAAAACAGAUCAUCAUUGAUGAAUGUGCCAUGGCAACUGAACCUGAAGCCUUUAUUCCCCUAGUGGCUCAUAAGCCUGAGCAGAUUGUUCUUCUGGGCGAUCAUAUGCAGCUGCAACCUGUAGUGCACUGUGAAGUGGUGGAGCGAUUGGGAAUGAGCAAAUCUCUUUUCCAGCGCUACAUGGAGAAAGCACUCAUGCUUGACACUCAGUACAGAAUGCAAGAAGACAUUUGUGAAUUUCCAUCUAAGGAGUUCUAUGGAGGAAAGUUAAAAACCGAAACACAACCCAAACCAAGUCUUUUCAAUACUACAUCAAAGCAAACAUGCAUAGUCUUUGGUCAUGUUGAAGGAAAGGAGAAAAGUCUGGUGGUCUCGACUGAACGUGGGAAUGAAAGUUCAAAGGCAAAUGUGGAAGAAGCAGAAGAAGUGGUGCGGAUCGCCAUUCUUUUGAUUGAGGCUGGGAUACAGACAAAGGACAUCGCCAUUCUCACGCCAUAUAAUGCUCAAGUUGCGAAUAUUAGUGACUCCCUGUCCGAUAAUGGUAUAUGUGACAUCACAGUCAACACCAUCAUGAGGAGUCAAGGAAGUGAGUGGAAAUAUGUCAUCAUGUCAACUGUGCGCUCAUGCCCAAAGUCUGAUAUAGAGAGACAACCAACGAAAUCCUGGAUUAUGAAACGACUUGGAUUCAUCAUGGACCCACACCAAGUUAACGUGGGCAUCACCAGGGCACAAGAAGGACUGUGCAUCAUUGGUAAUAAGAACUUGCUGCGCUGCAGUGUUUUGUGGAGAAAACUUCUGGAUCAUUAUCAGGAGAAAGGAUGUGUAGUGAAUCCUGCCCGGAACAUCCAGGUUCGCAAACCCAACAGAACUCUGGGAAUUAAGAGAAUUGCUAGAAAAUGAUGUUCUUCAUGCAGUUUUCUUUUUGUAGCUGCAUUUACAUUAUUCUCUAGCAGUGUCAAAUGUGCACUCAUAUAUUCAACUGUACAUUUACUCCUGCAUUACUGUGGUAAGACAGGGUCAGAUGUGCUCAUAUAAGCUAUUGUUAUGUACAUUAUUUUCAUAAUUUCAUAAGCAUUUUUGGAUGGCACUUUAUAUACAGUAACUUUUAAUAUUUAAAUGUAAAAUAUAUUUGAGUCUGUUUUAUAUUAUAAUCUGAUAAUGAGGUAACUACUAUAUUACCCUUAGAAAUAAGAUUGUAUUUUACUCUUCAGUUUUGUAAAGUUUCAUGAGAACCAUAAAUUGAUAAAUAUAGAUCAAUUUGACCACAGCAGCACCACUAGAUUAUGACUAUAAUCUAAAUACUUGCAAUGUUAAAAUUUGACCACUUAGUGGUGCUAUACUAGCAUAUCAAAUCAUAAGGCAAUUAGUAUAUGACAUUUGGAUUCUGUUGAUUUAGAGAUGUUGUUAAAUAAUUUGUUCCAAAAUUAGUGAAACAAGUUUUCACCAUGUAGUCACAUUUUUUUUUCUGAUGUGUUGUAGAUGUCUGUACAAAUCUUUAACAUUCCACUGUGGUUAUUUGUUUACAUGUAUAAGGAUGUAUCUGUGUCUGUAAUUUAUUUAAGUUUGUUUAAUAUGCAGCUCUUUACAUAAUUUGCACAAAGUUUGUUCAUACAGGAGCUGCAAAAUGUAGGCCUAUGUGGACGCUGAAGUCACAAAUAAAAAUGUGAAUGUGAUCGAUUA